UGGCUUCAAGCAGCAAUAUAAAAAAAGUCUAUAAACAGCAAAGAACAAAAAAUAAAAAGAUAACAGAAAAAACGUUUCGCUUUGAAGCAAAGCAAUAGCGGUUAAGCGUGAGAAUCACUUAUUUGGAUCUGAUUUUUUGUAGUUAUUGAAUUUGGGAGAGAAUUUGAGUCUGAUUAGGUAUUUGAGCUGAUUGUUUUUUAGAAAUGGAGGAUAAUAACAGUAAGAAAAAAAGAAAUAAGAAGAAGAAAAAUAAGCUGAGCAAAACGGCGGAAGAUGAUGCCAUUUCUGUUGCUGUUGGUGGUGUGGAUCAUCAGAAUGGUGUGAGUGAUAAUGGAAAGAAUGAUGAUGAUAAUAGUAAUAACAUCCCAAUUGCUGACCAAACUGUGGUUCGAAACUGUGAUUUGCAAAAUGUUUAUGUCCAUGAUUUUGACGGACAUCGGAAUAAUGGAACUGAGACUUUUAUCUCAAUAGAAGCUGAGGAACAUCAGUGGCGCCAAAGAGAGGCAACAUUAAAAGAGACAGUAAAACAGUUACAGAAUGAAAAUGAUUCAUACAUACAGAAAGAGGUCAUCUUAAGAAAGAGUGUCAAACAGUUACAGGAGGAAAAAGAUAUGCACAUACAAAAUCAGCUUUUAUUAGAAGACACAAUUAAGGAUUUAAGAUUUUCAAAGGAUUCAGCUUUACAGAAAGAGGUUACACUAGAAGAGGCAAUGAAAGAAUUAAGGACUGCAAAUAAUUCAGCUUUGAAGAAAGAGGUUAUAUUAGAAGAGACUAUUAAGGAACUAAGGAAUGUGAAUGAUUCACUUUUGGAAAGAGAGGGUACUUUUAAAGAAACAGUUGAAAAGUUGAAAUUUGAAAAUGAUAUACAGAUGCAAAAAGAGGCUGAUCUAGAGAAGAAAAUUGCAGAAUUAGAAAGCGAAAAAGAGCUCUAUCUCCAAGAAGAGACUGGCUUGGAGGAGAAACUUCAGCGCUUAUUGGAUGAGAAUGAUGCUCUGGGUUUAAAAAGGGAAAGCUUGGAAGAAAAAGUUAAACAAUUGGAAAGUGACAAAUUUUCUCGGACUCUAAUAGAGAAUACGACCAAAGAAACAAUCUCUAGAAUGAACAUUGAUAUUGCAAGACUACAGAUGCAGGUCGUGGAGGUGGAAGAAUCCAGGAGUUGCCUAUUUAAAGAAAACCAGCAAUUAUUGGAAAACAUCUCUGAAUUAAGAUUGCAGCUUCAGAACCAUGAUUGUAACAUGCCCUCUGCUAACGCAAUUGAUGAAAUUAAAAAGCAUGCUUUGGAACGUGAGAACUUGGAGUCUCAGAUUGAAGCCGCAUGUACGCUGGUUGACAAAUUGAUCACAGAAAAUGCAGAUCUUGUUGAGAAAGUGAAUGAGUUGUUCAUUAAACUUGAUCGGCAAAGUCCAGCAGUUGCACUUUCUUCAGUUGUUGACAAUGAUCUCAGGUCCAUAAAUGGUGUGAUCACCAGCAUAAGUGAUUCCCUACCUGAAUCUAGCGAAAACAUGUCCGUAGUGGUCCAUAAGUUGGAGUCUCUAGAAAUUGAACCUGCUGCUGAACUUCCAUAUACUGCAGAAGCCGACUCCGGACAAAUCGUGCAAAUUCCUUUGGAUGAUAAUGAGCUCAGAGAUUUGGAACUGCAAACAGUUGAGAGUCAUAAUACGGAACCUGUGCCGAUGUCAGAUGCUCCAUUGAUUGGAGCUCCUUUCCGGUUAAUAUCAUUUGUAGCAAAGUAUGUUACCGGUGCUGAUUUAGUUGACUAGGACUAAAAAGUUCAGGGUCUUAGUUUUAGCUUGGGAAGGGGCAUAAGUUUUUAAUCAGUAUAUUAUUUUGAUCGCUUGUAGAGAUUACAAAUGCUGACUAGAGUUGAACCAUCACAUUGCUUCUAUAUACCGUAUCUGAUUGACUUGAGGAAAGAUAGAUUAAGAAUUUUUGUACCAAUUUUCUUUGGGGAGCAUGACGAGGUUUUUUUUAA
Messenger RNA from Mercurialis annua (annual mercury), 1972 nucleotides. RefSeq lists its product as uncharacterized. Lineage: Eukaryota; Viridiplantae; Streptophyta; Magnoliopsida; Malpighiales; Euphorbiaceae. The transcript has 16 exons. Bases 204 to 1760 code for a protein of 518 amino acids. The record is from RefSeq and is a predicted model, not a curated record.